Molecule: messenger RNA, 1339 nt
Organism: Magallana angulata
Lineage: Eukaryota; Metazoa; Mollusca; Bivalvia; Ostreida; Ostreidae
Product: prostaglandin E2 receptor EP4 subtype-like
Exons: 2
Coding region: 1-690 (229 amino acids)
Biological process (GO): cellular response to prostaglandin E stimulus; negative regulation of inflammatory response; positive regulation of cytosolic calcium ion concentration
Cellular component (GO): plasma membrane
Molecular function (GO): prostaglandin E receptor activity
Source: RefSeq, a predicted model, not a curated record
AUGGAUACUGAAUGGAAGAUUGGAGAAAGCAACAUGUUCAACAAUUCAAACUUUACUGAUGAACCAGUUGUGUUUGAAAGUAUUGUCCCUCCGAGUCUUCAGUAUGGGUUUGGGGUCUUUGGCAACUUGAUCGCUAUCAUCCUCCUCUUUCGGUCGUCUGGCCAACACAAAUGGAAGCCGUUUUAUAGACUAGUCGGAGGUUUAGCUAUAACCGACUUCUGUGGAAUAGCUUUGGUAUAUCCCGCAGUAAUGAUUCGAUAUAUUUCUGGAUUUACGUUUGAUUUUCCCAAAGAACUAUGUGGAUUUGUUUCGUUUUGUUUCUCCUUUUCUUUCUUGUCUUCUGCUUUAAUCGUCAGUGCUAUGUCGUUUGACCGAUUCCUGGCGGUCACAUGUCCCAUCUUAUACAGAGAAUCUCAGGUCCGUAUGCUAAUUAACGCCAGCGCAAGUGACCCCAAAAAUGGACCAGAUGAACUCCUAGCAGUGCGCAUGACCAUAAGCAACGCUAUUGUAGACCCUUGGAUAUAUAUCAUUCUCAGAAAAGAAAAUCUAGUGAAAAUGUCCAAGUUGUUUCAAAGAGUUCGAAACAGUGACCACCUACCAACUAUAUUUAUCACCAGAGAAUCAAAAGCUACAAGAGCAUGCGGAGUUUCGAAUCCAUCCACACCCCCGACAUGUUCUACACAGUUAUAACAUUACUAAAUAUGUAGAAAUUACCUACAUCUUGUUUAGCAUGAUGAUGUUUUAACGAUGAAAUUGAUUAAUGACGCAUUUUGUUCAUGUGGACCUCUUUUUCGUGGAAAAGAAACCUUUUUUUAGAUUCAUAUCUGCAUCGUAUUUAUUAUAUUGCAUCAUGUGACAACGUUGUAAGACUUAGAAAACCGUGUAUAUUAUUUAAAGAAUUUAGCAUUACCAUUCUGAUGCACAAACUCUCUAGUCCGCUUUUGUACAUGAAUAGAAAUCCCAACCAAAUCUUUGCGGUUAUCUCAAAAUAUUUCCCGGAAAGUGAGACAAAAUUAGUUUUGUUAAAUGAACUUUUAAAAUAGAAUCUUUGAUAUAUCAAUCUAAAAGACAUUGUUAAGCUGGAAAUCUUUCAUAACGGAGCUCACUAAGGGUUGCAUAAUGAAAAGUUGUAUCGUUUUUAAUAGAAAACUCGUGGGUUCAAUUGAUUUUCAUUCAAUCAUGAAAAAAUAUCUAAAACCAGACUGAGAUUCUAAGUUCAUUAAGCCACAUUCGCUAUGUUCACGUUUGAUAUGGUAUUUCUUAUUACAAAUAUGAAAAAGUAAUUAUACAUCGUUUUAAUGUUUUUUAUUCGUCCAUAUAUCCGAUAUUCUUUUUUAUG